This is a messenger RNA of Aedes albopictus (Asian tiger mosquito), 3266 nucleotides long. RefSeq names its product aminopeptidase N-like. The record is from RefSeq and is a predicted model, not a curated record. NCBI's taxonomy places the organism in Eukaryota, Metazoa, Arthropoda, Insecta, Diptera, Culicidae. Gene Ontology annotation, cellular component: cytoplasm. Gene Ontology annotation, biological process: proteolysis; peptide catabolic process. The transcript has 4 exons. Bases 363 to 3185 code for a protein of 940 amino acids. Gene Ontology annotation, molecular function: peptide binding; zinc ion binding; metalloaminopeptidase activity.
GUACAGGUGCAACGGUUUUCUCGCGCUCAGGACUUCAACCGAGUCGGGUCGUCGUCGUCGUCAAGUGCCCAAUCCCGAAAAAUCGAAGCAGACGACGUCCACGAAUUUGGCAGAAUUUCACAUUCUGUCGCCGCCUACUCAUUAGAAUUUAAAUUUCGAUUUGGUUGGGUUCGCUUUCGAUUGGGCCCAUAAUCGGUCGCGCCAGAACGUGCCAUUAUCAGUCGUCACUUUGUGCGAUGUCCGAAAAAACAACCAAAUCAAGUGGUGUACGAUUGUGACCUAACUAGGUGACGCUCUGAAUCCCGAAAUAUCUCCUCUCGGGUCUAAUCGAUUAGUGUAGUGCGGCUUGGCCGACUGUGAAGAUGGCACUCGUGCUUUGUGCGAUUUUCGUAAAUGUCGUUCUGCUGUUGACGACGGCUGUUCAAACGCAGGAUCCGCAGCAGGAUCGUCCCAGCUAUCGACUUCCGCGGGAGGUCGUUCCGGAGCACUACGAUCUGGAGGUGCAUACACACCUGGGCGAUGACGACGAAGGGUUUCGGUUCUUCGGUGUAGUUAACAUUACGGUUACAUCGAUGUAUGACUCUUCCAGUGUGACCUUACACUCCAAGGAUCUCACCAUUGACGCAAACAGAACUGCCGUCAUCAAUCUGAACACCUCGCAACCGCUGGCAAUCGAUACGGUCGAUUACGAUCUGCAAAACGAUUUCCUAAUCAUCCGUAUAGGAGGCGGAAGUGAAAAGCUACGGGCUGGCGACCAAUACCUGCUGAGCGUUCCGUUCGAAGCGGAACUGAAGAUGGACGUGGUUGGGUACUACCGAAGUAGUUAUGUGGACUCAGCGAGCGAACAACGAUCAUGGCUUUCGAUAACGCAGUUCCAAGCGAUCCACGCCCGUCGUGCUUUCCCAUGCUUUGACGAACCGGAACUGAAGGCGACCUUCAACAUCUCGCUCGGGCAUCACAAGAAAUACAACGCCCUGUCCAACAUGCCACAAAUCAGUUCGGAGGUGCUCCUAGAUCAACCCAACUGGGUCCUGGAUCACUUCGAUCAAAGCGUUGUCAUGAGUUCCUACCUGGUGUCGUUCUCGAUAAACGAUUAUGGCUUUGCGGAAGCACCGGCAAACAAUUCUACCGACGUCACGGUUCGUUCCUGGACGCGCAAGGACUCGCUAGAAAACCUACGCUACGCAAACGAAAUCGCUGUCAAGUUGAUCGAGCUGUACGAGCAGAACUUCCGGUUGAAGUUCCCGCUCCCAAAAAUGGACUUCAUGACCAUUCCGGACAUGUUGUUCGCGGCCAUGGAGAACUGGGGCCUCGUCACGUACACGGAAGGGGCGCUGGAAUUUUCUCCGAGCAGCGGAACCCUGGACGAUCGGCACUUUGUGGCGUCGGUUGUGGCGCACGAAAUCGCCCACAUGUGGUUCGGCAAUCUGGUGACCAUGCGCUGGUGGACGGAUCUCUGGCUCAACGAGGGCUUCGCGCGGUACACGGAAUUCCAGGCGGUGGAAUACCUCCACCCGGAGAUGCGAUCGCUGCAGGAGAUCGUGAUCGAGGAUGUGCUGGAGAUUUUCGAGUUUGACGCGUUGAACUCGAGUCAUCAGGUGUCGAUCGCGAUCGGUAAUCCAGAGACGAUUCCCCAGCUGUUCGAUUCGAUUUCUUAUAAGAAGGGAUCAGCGCUGGUGAGGAUGAUGAAUAUGUUCUUGGGAGAUGAUACGUAUCACCGGGGGGUUGGGAGGUAUCUGGCGAGGUUCAAGUUCGGGAAUGCCGAGCAGGAUGAUCUGUGGGAAGCUUUGACCGAGGAGGCCCAGGAAAGUGGGAACUUUCCGGACGGUUUCGAUGUGAAGGCGGUCAUGGAUACGUGGACUCUUCAGACGGGCUAUCCGGUAGUGUACGUGGAACGCGACUACGAUCAACGGACGAUGACGUUCCGUCAGAUGAGGUUCAUGCAUGACGAAACGAUCGACGAUCCGGCGUGCUGGUGGAUUCCGUUGACCAUAUCCAGCUCGCCGUAUCCGUAUUUCAACCAAACUCUACCGCAGUGCUGGUUGGGCUGCACCAAGGACACGACUCCGUUCCUGACGAAUCUACCCUGUAGCACGGAGUGGGUGAUCGUGAACAACCAAAUGGCGGGGUUGUACAAAGUACAGUACGAUUAUCACAAUUACCGACUGUUGGCAAACUUCCUGAACGGGCCAAACUACGAGACGAUCAACGCGAUCAACCGGGCGCAGCUCGUAGACGAUGCCAUGGACUUCGCCUGGGCAGGUAUCCAGGACUACUCGAUCGCGUUUUCCCUGAUGCACUACCUCCGGAAAGAGGUCGAAUACGUGCCGUGGAAGGCGACGCUGACCAAUCUGGAGAGUCUCGAUCGGGUCCUCAUGGACUCCGAUCAUUACGACACGUUCAAGGCGUACACAAGCCACCUGUUGCUUCCCCUGUACAAUCGGUUGAACAUCUUCGGAAGUAGCUUCUCGGGUGAUCGACUGGGUCAGGUAAGGUUGAAACAGCUGGUAACGGGUUGGGCCUGCAGUAUGGACAUGGGAGAUUGCGUGGUGAACUCGCUUAAGCUGUUUGGUCUGUGGGUGAGCAGCGGGAAGAAUCCGGUGCCGUUGGAUCUUCGAUCGACGGUGUACUGCACGUCGAUACGGGAGAGCUCUCGGGCGGAGUGGGAGUUCUUGUGGGAUCGAUAUCGGGAGGCAGGUGUGGCUAGUUCGGAACGGUCGGCCAUUGCCGAGGGGUUGGCCUGUACGAGGGAUCGAGGGCUGAUCGGGCGGUUGCUGGUGUGGUCGGUGGAGCCGGAUUCCGAGUUGAGGUUGGACGAUACGACGGUGGUUUUCCAGGGGAUCGCCGAUCAUAAGGAGGGCGUUGAGAUGGCCAAGAGCUUCCUGUUCGAGAACAUUGACAAGAUGGUGGAUUAUGUCAACCCGGAAACUUUCGAAUCCCGACUGGCCAGUCAUGUGAAGGUUCUGGCGCAACAGAUUACCACCGGGAAGGAACUACGGGAACUGGAGCAGUUUGUAGCACGGGAGAAUUCCAUUCUGGCGGGUAACUCGAUUGCCAUCGCACAGGCUCUGGAGUUGGCUCGGAUCAACAUUCAAUGGAUGGAGAAUCGGUUGGUGGGAUUCGGGACGUAUUUGCAGCAGUUACAGGAGAAGGGAUUUGAUGCUUCGCAGAUGGAGUGGUUAUGAUGAUCAAGUGAAUGAUCGUUCGAAGUUCUAUGUAAAUAUCUCAUAGAAAAUACAAUUACUUGAUUUUAUGAUAGUUUUAAA